CACAGCACGAGAAGCACAAGCAGAUACAACAUACAAGCUAGCAGCUCUCUCCUCUCGUCACUUGCAACUAGUGCAGUGCAGGGCAAAUUAGUUUUGGUUGCAUCUGCCCAUGGCAACUUCCAUGGUUUGCCUGGUUAUGCUCUGCCUAGUGUCUCCACUCUUCCUGGCCGGCCCUGUCCGCAGCAACCCAUGGUACGGCGGGCUGUUCCCUCAGUUCUAUGACCACUCUUGCCCCAAGGCGAAGGAGAUUGUGCACUCCAUCGUGGCACAGGCCGUAGCCAGGGAAACCAGAAUGGCGGCGUCCCUCGUCAGGCUGCAUUUCCAUGACUGCUUUGUCAAGGGGUGUGACGCGUCGGUGCUGCUGGACAACAGCACCAACAUUGUGAGUGAGAAGGGGUCCAACCCCAACAUGAACUCCAUCAGGGGUUUUGAGGUCGUCGACGAGAUCAAGGUCGCCCUCGAGACUGCCUGCCCCGGCGUCGUCUCAUGCGCCGACAUCCUCGCGCUUGCCGCUCGCGACUCUACUAUCCUUGUUGGUGGCCCGUACUGGGAGGUGCCGCUUGGCCGGAGGGACUCUCUGGGUGCCAGUAUCCAGGGCUCCAACAACGACAUUCCUGCCCCCAACAACACCCUCCCCACCAUCAUCACCAAGUUCAAGCGCCUCGGUCUCAACAUCGUCGACGUCGUCGCCCUCUCCGGUGGCCACACCAUCGGCCUAUCCAGGUGCACCAGCUUCAGGCAGAGGCUCUACAACCAGUCCGGCAACGGCCUCGCCGACAGCACGCUGGACGUGUCCUACGCCGCACAGCUCAGGCAGGGCUGCCCGCGCUCCGGCGGCGACAACAACCUCUUCCCGCUCGACGUCGCCACCUCCACCAAGUUCGACAACUUCUACUUCAAGAACAUCCUGGCCGGCAGGGGCCUGCUCAGCUCCGACGAGGUUCUGCUCACCAAGAGCGCCGAGACGGCGGCGCUCGUCAAGGCGUACGCCGACGACGUGCACCUCUUCUUCCAGCACUUCGCGCAGUCCAUGGUGAACAUGGGCAACAUCACGCCGCUCACCGGGUCGCAGGGGGAGAUCAGGAAGAACUGCAGGAGGCUCAACAACUUCCACUGAUCAGUUACUGAAUGUUUGAUUAUUGUACGUGGAGUCGGUGUCAUGUCUUGUUCAAAUAAGCAAGUGUAGCUGUAAUCUUGGAGUCCCAGAUGGUGUUAUGUCGUGAACUCGAGAUCUGUAAUGGUCCAAGGAUGUUAUCUGUAUUCAACAUCAGAAGAUGUUAUGUAAAAGAAAAGUAUGUAUUUGCAAUGGUGGAAGGAUGUAUCUGUUGUCGACA
Molecule: messenger RNA, 1334 nt
Organism: Lolium perenne
Lineage: Eukaryota; Viridiplantae; Streptophyta; Magnoliopsida; Poales; Poaceae
Product: peroxidase 72
Biological process (GO): hydrogen peroxide catabolic process; response to oxidative stress
Molecular function (GO): heme binding; peroxidase activity
Source: RefSeq, a predicted model, not a curated record